CCUCCACACUUUCGAGUAUUAAUUUCAAUUUCGUUUCUUCUUCUUCUUCUACUUCCAGAUAUGACGUCGGUCAUGAUGGCUACCUAGAUUUGACUGAAUUGAAAUUCAUGAUGGAAAAAUUGGGCGCACCACAAACUCACUUGGGUCUCAAGCAAAUGAUUGCCGAAGUCGAUGAGGAUCACGAUGGUAAAAUUUCAUUCCGUGAGGAGCUAAUCUAUCGCAAAGCGCAAGCCGGAGAACUCGACAACGAUUCGGGUCUCAAUCAGCUAGCACGACUCACCGAAAUCAAUGUAGAGGAGGUGGGUGUUACCGGCGCGAAAAAUUUCUUCGAAGCUAAAAUUGAACAACAACUGCGUUCGAAUAAAUUUCACGAUGAGAUACGACAGGAGCAGGAAGAGCGACGUCGCGAAGAAGAAGAGCGCGCCAAUAGGCGUUUGCAAUUUCAACAGCGUGCAGCGAUCUUUCAGUAAAACAAAACAAUAAAUCGAUUGAUUGCGCGUAGUACGCUUUGGCGGGGAACGGAAGGGGAAAGUUUUUAGAAAACAUUUAAGAUUUAUCAUCAAUAAUUUGUAGAUUUGUAAGUAAGCACAUCAUUUAAGAACAUUAGCAGCAAAGUAUGUACGACGGAAGAUGGAAAUGUGUUUUAGAAAUAUAGCAAACAAAUGAAAACAAAAA
Molecule: messenger RNA, 675 nt
Organism: Rhagoletis pomonella (apple maggot)
Lineage: Eukaryota; Metazoa; Arthropoda; Insecta; Diptera; Tephritidae
Product: EF-hand domain-containing protein D2 homolog
Exons: 1
Molecular function (GO): calcium ion binding
Source: RefSeq, a predicted model, not a curated record